Zootoca vivipara (common lizard) is the source of this 807-nucleotide messenger RNA. The record is from RefSeq and is a predicted model, not a curated record. NCBI's taxonomy places the organism in Eukaryota, Metazoa, Chordata, Lepidosauria, Squamata, Lacertidae.
AUGCAGGAUCAGCUAGAGUCAUUACUGAGUGAUGCUUUCAAGGGAAAAGGAUUUCAGAAAAUAAAAGAAAUAAUCCAAGGGAAUGAUAUUUAUCCUCAGAAGUACAGCAAGCAACUAUUAAACCAACUGGACAAAGUUCUAAAAAAGGAACUGGACAAAAAUGAGUUCACAAAUGUGUCCCUAUUGUUGAAGUGCAUCCAGCAGUAUUGUAGAAGUGAUCCUCGAGAUGGUGUAAAUUUGCUUCUUCAGGAGGGAUUGAUAGCAAAGAUGGUCACUUGGUUUGAAAGAACCAGAGAAUUUCUCAGCCUGCUAGAACCAAGUGAAAGUACAUUCUUGGUCCACCUUGUUGAAGUCUUCUUUGACACUGCCUUGAUUAUUGGCAAAAGCAAUGCUGAAGGGAAAAAGCAGCUGCUGGAGUCUUUCAUACCAUAUUUGGGACAUCUAGCUGCUGAUUCUCAUGUGAACUGUUUCCUUCGACAGGAGGCUUUGAGAACCUUAAACACUCUGCUGGAUAACACCGGAAAAGAAGAGAAAAAAAAGUUUGCCGGGUCUGAAGAGAUGUGUCUGCUUACGAAAGAACUUGCAAAAGCAAUUCUGGAUGUUGGUGACUAUGAUAUCCAGAUCGCUAUUGUGGAAGCCCUGUUCAGGAUAAUGUUGAAAAAGUGGAGAGACGAUCUUGUUCACAACUGGUUUGAAGAUCAAUACCUUGCUAAGGCUUUUAGAGAAAUCAAAGACAGAGAUUUUGAGACAGAUUCCAGGAUAUUUCUUAACGAAUUGAAUGAAAGACUUGGAGAUAAAAGAAGGUAA